AUGUCCUGCACUAAAUCCCCCAUUUAUGCGAAUAUCAAGCCUGAUCACUUCACCCCCCCUACUCCAAUUUAUAAAGACUCGAUCUUUUUGUUAAGAUUGAAGCCUCCAAAUACCUCUCCGGGUAUGUGGAGAACCAUUGCCAAGCGAGCCUCUUCUUCAGCUCUUAAUCCUCGCUCUCUUCGCAGUUACAGCUUCCUCGGAUUUUCCCAUAAUUCCAUUUAUCCCGAGAAAUUCAAGUUUAGAUCUUUUGACCUGGAUUCUUCUCACACGGGUUCUGGGUUCAACGAACCUAGCUUUUUGUUAGCUGGCCAAUUGUCGAACAGGGAUGAGUUCUCGGUCCGGCCCAGUUUGCAUUCUGUAAAUAUUAAUGGGUUGUGCUCUCAGAAGAGCUUUGCCAGCGUGGCUGAGGCGGUUGCAGUUUCAUCAACCGACGUGGAUGAAGAUGCUUGUUCUGUGGCUGACGAGGUUCAAAUUAUGCUGUCUGAAAUGCAAAAGGAAGAGAGGAAAAAUGCUGCCCUUGAGCGGCAGAGGCAGUUCAAAACGGCUUAUGGGAUGGGGAGGAGGAAAUUCCAAGCCCUCAAAAGGAGACAAGUGAAGAUUGAGACUGAGGCUUGGGAACAAGCAGCUGCAGAAUACAAGGAGCUUCUAAAUGAUAUGUGUGAGCAUAAACUGGCUCCGAACUUGCCAUAUAUGAAGUCAUUGUUUCUGGGUUGGUUUGAGCCAUUGUGUAAUAGGAUUGCUGAGGAGCAGGAGUCAUUUAAGUCAGGAAAAGCCAAGGCUUCAUAUGCAAAGUAUUUUAAUCUGUUACCGGCUGAAAUGAUGACUGUAAUUACCAUGCAUAAGUUGAUGGGGUUAUUGAUGAUUGGAGGUCAGAGUGGUACUGCUAGGGUCAUACAAGCUGCUUGUGUUGUAGGUGAUGCGAUUGAACAAGAGGUUAGGAUACACAAUUUUCUGGAGAGAACAAAGAAGAAAAAAGGCAGUAAAGGCAAACAAGCAGAAGCAGAUGUGACUUCUGGUGCCCAAGAACAAGAGAAAAUUAGGAGGACCGUUACUAAUUUGAUGAAAAAACAAAAACUGAGGGCAGUGCAGCAGAUAGUGAGUACUCAAGAAGAUUCAAAGCCCUGGGGAACUGAUGCUAAAGCAAAGGUCGGAAGCCAUCUUAUUGAUUUGCUUUUGCAAACAGCAUAUAUUCAGGCACCGGUUAAUGAAUUAGCUGAUUUUCCACCUGAUAUCAGGCCUGCAUUUAUACAUACAACUAAAAUUGUUGCAAAAGAAGCAAAGGUUACUACCAGAAGAUAUGGCAUCAUCCAAUGUGAUCCACUAGUCCUUAAAGGCCUUGAGAAAACUGCGAGGCACAUGGUUGUGCCUUACAUGCCAAUGUUGGUGCCUCCAGUGAAGUGGACAGGAUACGACAAAGGAGGACAUCUCUAUCUUCCUUCAUAUGUGAUGCGUACACAUGGUGCAAGACAUCAACGUGAAGCAGUCAAGAAGACACCUUUUAAGCAAAUGCAACCAGUUUAUGAGGCUUUGAAUACACUUGGAAGCAUCAAAUGGAGGAUCAACAAAAGAGUACUCAAUGUGGUUGAUAGAAUAUGGGCCGGCGGAGGCCGUCUUGCUGACUUGGUUGACUGCAAUGAUAUCCCUUUGCCUGAACAACCAGAAACGGAGGAUGAAGCUCUACUUAAGAAGUGGAAAUGGAAAGUUAAUUCCGUGAAAAAGGAAAACAGUGAAAGACAUUCCCAGCGUUGCGAUACAGAGCUGAAACUUGCUGUGGCACGGAAGAUGAAAGAUGAAGCUGGUUUUUUCUAUCCUCACAACCUUGAUUUCCGGGGCCGUGCAUAUCCCAUGCAUCCCCACUUAAAUCAUCUUGGAUCGGAUAUCUGUAGAGGUUUGCUGGAAUUCGCAGAGGGACGUCCGCUUGGAAAGUCAGGCCUGAGGUGGCUGAAGAUUCACUUGGCCAAUUUAUUUGCUAAUGGUGUUGAUAAAUUCUCUCUUGAGGCAAGACUAGCCUUUACUGAAAAUCACCUGGACGAUAUAUUUGAUUCAGCUGACAGGCCACUUGAAGGAAAGCGUUGGUGGUUGAAUGCUGAAGAUCCAUUCCAGUUCUUGGCCGCAUGCUUUAAUCUUUCAGAAGCUUUGAGAAGCCCAUGUCCUGAGACUACCAUCUCUUAUAUUCCGGUUCACCAGGAUGGUUCCUGCAACGGUUUACAGCACUAUGCUGCUCUUGGAAGAGAUACGUUGGGAGCAGCUGCUGUGAAUUUGGUUGCUGGGGAAAAACCUGCUGAUGUUUACUCCGGAAUAGCUUCUAGAGUUUUGGACAUCAUGAAGCGUGAUGCACAGAAAGACCCUGAAGCUUUUCCAGAUGCUUUGCGGGCUAGGGUUUUAAUCAACCAGGUUGACAGGAAACUAGUCAAGCAAACUGUGAUGACGUCAGUGUAUGGUGUUACAUAUAUUGGUGCACGUGAUCAGAUUAAGAGGAGAUUGAAGGAACGUGGUGCCUUUGCGGAUGACGCAGAGCUUUUUGGUGCAGCUUGUUAUGCUGCAAAAACCACAUUGACUGCUCUGGGUGAGAUGUUUGAAGCUGCACGAAGUAUCAUGGGCUGGCUUGGAGAUUGUGCAAAGGUUAUUGCAUCUGAAAACCAUUCCGUGAAGUGGACAACUCCGCUUGGUCUUCCUGUCGUGCAGCCUUACCAUAAAAUAGGAAGGCAUCUUGUUAAGACUUCUCUCCAGGUGCUGACACUGCAGCGAGACACUGAGAAGGUCAUGGUGAAGAGGCAAAGAACCGCUUUUCCACCUAAUUUUGUCCAUUCUCUGGAUGGUUCUCAUAUGAUGAUGACUGCCGUGGCAUGCCGAAAGGCAGGCUUGAAUUUUGCAGGUGUUCACGAUUCUUACUGGACACAUGCAUGUGAUGUUGACGUAAUGAACAGGAUAUUGAGGGAAAAGUUUGUUGAACUCUAUGAAGCACCGAUUCUUGAAAAUUUGUUAGAGAGCUUUCAGAAGAGCUUUCCAUCAUUGUCUUUUCCGGCUCUGCCGGAACGGGGUGACUUCGACCUUAAAAAUGUUUUGGAAUCCCCAUAUUUCUUUAACUAA
Molecule: messenger RNA, 3090 nt
Organism: Oldenlandia corymbosa var. corymbosa
Lineage: Eukaryota; Viridiplantae; Streptophyta; Magnoliopsida; Gentianales; Rubiaceae
Source: the annotation of a GenBank genome assembly